UUCAUCAAGAAACCCCAAGAUUCCAUCAUCAAACAAAAGGGAAAAGAGUUGAAAGUUUUUGGAGGGGAAGAACACCACCAUCACCAUCAUCAUCAGAAGAAGAAGAACCAAUUCCCUUCAUCAUCAGGUUUCUUGAAGAUAUUUGAAGACCAAUUUCAAGAUUUUCUUGAAGAAAUCAGGCGAAAAAGAGUUGGGUGUUUUUCGUUUUUUCAAGAUUUUCUUGAAGAAAUCAGGUGAAAAGAGUUUUGGGUGUUUUCCAUUUUCAAGAUUUCUUGAAAAAGAUCAAAAAGAAAAACCAUGAAGUCUUCUCAUCUGGAUAAUAUCCCAUCAACACCUGGGAAAUUCAAGAUCGAAAAAUCCCCAUACAGUCAUAGAUUCAGAUGGCAUUAUUCGUAUUUAGCAAAGCUCACAUUUUGGAGUUUUGUGUUCUUGGCAUUAAUCUUCAUUUUCUUCUUCAAAUCUCCACCGUCAUCAUCGCCAUACUCAUCAAUCUCCACAACCCCUUCAGAUCUCUCUCGCAGAUCCCUAAAAACCAGUUCUUGGGGCGGACCCGCUUGGGAAAAACGGGUCAGAUCAUCCGCCAAGGUCCGUUCGAAAACCGGGUUUUCCGUCUUGGUCACCGGCGCAGCCGGUUUCGUCGGAACCCACGUCAGCGCCUCCCUGAAACGCCGUGGCGACGGCGUUUUAGGGCUUGAUAAUUUCAACGAUUACUAUGAUCCAUAUCUGAAAAGAGCUCGUCAAGCUUUACUCGAAAGAAGUGGGAUCUAUAUCGUGGAAGGAGAUAUAAACGACGUCGCAUUGCUCAAGAAACUCUUUGAGGUAAUCCCUUUUACUCACGUUAUGCAUUUAGCAGCUCAAGCUGGUGUUCGAUACGCCAUGGAAAACCCAAAUUCUUAUAUUCAUAGCAACGUUGCUGGCUUCGUGAAUCUUCUAGAAGUUUGUAAAAGUGCAAAUCCACAGCCUGCAAUUGUUUGGGCUUCUUCUAGUUCUGUUUAUGGAUUGAAUACCAAAGUUCCCUUUUCCGAAAAGGAUCGAACCGAUCAACCUGCGAGUCUUUAUGCCGCCACGAAGAAGGCUGGCGAAGAAAUCGCGCAUACUUAUAAUCAUAUUUACGGUCUUUCGUUAACGGGUUUACGGUUCUUUACUGUUUAUGGACCUUGGGGAAGGCCGGAUAUGGCUUAUUUCUUCUUUACUCGCGAUAUCUUGAAAGGAAAAGCGAUUCCCAUUUUCGAAUCGGCGAAUCACGGAACGGUGGCUCGGGAUUUUACGUAUAUCGAUGAUAUUGUAAAGGGUUGUUUGGGUGCUUUAGAUACCGCGGAAAAGAGUACCGGAAGUGGCGGAAAGAAGAAACGGCCGGCGCAAUUGAGGGUUUUUAAUUUGGGGAAUACGUCGCCGGUUCCGGUAUCGGAUCUCGUUAGCAUUUUGGAGAAACUGUUGAAGGUGAAAGCGAAAAGACGUGUGAUGAAGUUGCCAAGAAAUGGGGACGUGCCCUUUACGCACGCGAACAUUAGUUUCGCGCAACGGGAGUUUGGGUACAAGCCGACGACGGAUCUUCAAAUGGGGUUGAAGAAAUUCGUGAGGUGGUACGUGAGUUACUAUGGUUCGGGAAAGAAGAGUGAUCACUGAGUCACGACUCUGCUGAGUUAACACGGCUGCGGUGGCAAGUUCUGGGGCUCCAAGUGGUAAACUUAUUCUCGAAUCCUUAUUCGUUUUGAUAUUCACAUGAUUGUUAUGUUAUCUUGUUUUCGACUAUUCGUAUAAGGAAGUCGAAAAAGAGCGAUAUCCCACGAAGAUCAAGAUUUUCUUUUGCUUUUCUUUUCUUCACUCUUUUGUGGUUUUCAGGGGGGCUUUGAUUUGUACCAAAAGGAACUCAAGAAAGAUCUUGAUUCAUGGGAAUGUAAUUGUUGUAGCAUUAUUAUUGUAGGGAUUUCAGGACUAAUAGAGCAAAUUUGCUUUCAUUGGUGGGCUUUUGUAUCAUUUUAUGGAAUUCAAAUAAAUAGAACACAAUAGUUUCAAUGUUA
Messenger RNA from Cynara cardunculus var. scolymus (artichoke), 2021 nucleotides. RefSeq names its product UDP-glucuronate 4-epimerase 3-like. The transcript has a single exon. Bases 298 to 1626 code for a protein of 442 amino acids. Lineage: Eukaryota; Viridiplantae; Streptophyta; Magnoliopsida; Asterales; Asteraceae. The record is from RefSeq and is a predicted model, not a curated record.